AUGGAAGAGGGAGAAAGAGAAAUAGAGACUCCAAAAUAAUUCAGUCUUCGCUAGCUUCGGCGGGGGGUUUGAAUGUUGUUCAAGAGGUUCAGAAGCAUGGAGACGCACAACCUUUAGAAAAUGGUUCAGAAUCACCAGAGGACACUGUAGCCUCUGUUUCAGAGAUGGUAUUGCAGCAUGUAGAGCACAUGCAAGCUAUGGCAAGGGGGAUUGUUCAGUCUGUACAGAUGCUAGUGACGCAUGCACAACUAGAAUUUGCCAGCUUCCGACCACCAACUUAUCUCCUCUCAGACAUAGACAAUGACUUACAGCAGCUCAUCUAUGUUCAGGAGCAAGCAGACGCGCAGCCUUCAGGUGAUGGUGCAGAGUCGUCGGACUUAUCAACUGCGGUGGAAGAUGGUGAUGCUCAGCGCUCUCAAAAGGAUCAUGUAAAGCGCCUUUGGGAUUUUUUGCAGCAGUUCCAAGUGCACCUGGAAGCUUUCAUUAGGUGGAUUCGUCGAUGGUUAAUGUGA
Neltuma alba is the source of this 512-nucleotide messenger RNA. RefSeq lists its product as uncharacterized. The record is from RefSeq and is a predicted model, not a curated record. Bases 165 to 512 code for a protein of 115 amino acids. NCBI's taxonomy places the organism in Eukaryota, Viridiplantae, Streptophyta, Magnoliopsida, Fabales, Fabaceae. The transcript is spliced from 2 exons.